AUUCUCUCCCUUCUCAUCCGUCGCACCAUUUCAACGCCGCUUUCCUUGGAAAUAGAUGGACGGUCCUCACACCGUCCUUAGCAUCGCCGCACCCUCGUUAGGCAUAGGGUUAGGUCGGUAGGGCAGCGGCGAACCACCCUAACAUGAACCACCAGAUCCCCCCCUCGGAGCUGGCGGAGCUGGCGGUGGACGCGGACUACCUGCGCAAGGUGGGCGCCUUCAUCCGCCAGCGCCGCCUCGACCUGCUCGGCCCCGCCAACAUCGCGCCCGUCUCCGCCGUGCAGGUCGCUCCGCCGCGCCACCCACCAACCGCUGCUGUACCGCCCUCCCUUGCUGGGCCCGCCGAAUCCGCUGCAUAUGCCGCAUCCGCCGCUCGUGUCGGCGCCUCCCAUGCUUCUUCCGCUCAAGUCGCCGUCCCCCAUGCAUCCGCCACUCAAGUCGCCGUCCCCCAUGCAUCCGCCACUCAAGUCGCCGUCCCCCAUGCAUCCGCCGCUGUUGCCACCGGGGUGUCCCUGACCGCCAGUGCGGCCGGCCUACCCGCCGCCGAGUCAACCGCGCCUCCGCGUCUCGCGCGCCCCCCGUCGCGCGCAGAUGCCAUCGGGAUUGCCGCGGCUGACGGCGCUUCCUCCGCCGUUGGAUCGUCGACGGGGCCGGCGAUCAACGGUGCGCCGGCGGUUGCGCUUGACGCAGGCAAUCGGAGGGCCAACGGCAGCGACGGCGGGGACACGACGUCUGAGAGGGGCGUCACUGCUGCUGCAGCGCCUAGAGUCAUACCGCCUACAGUCAUACCGCCUACAGUCAUACCGCCUACAGGUACACCGCCUUCAGUGAUUGUGCCUUCAGCGGCUGCUUCUCCUGCUCCUGCACCCGCCAACGCUCCCCAGCCUGCCAUCGCUGUUGCUCCUCACCUUUCCACGCUUGCAGCGCCUUCAACCAACCCCACCGUGAAUACUCUCGCCUCUGCCACGUCGGCAGCGAAUCCCGUUGUGACAGCUGUCCCUACUGGUGGCGCGGAUGCAGCUGCCGCGUCCGCCGCCCCCGAGCCCUCUGCUGCUGCAGCCCUCCGUGCCCUUGCGCCGUCGCUGCCUGUUGCUGCCACAACGAGUCUUGAGGCACCCCAACGCACGCCUGUUGCUGCCACUGCUAGUACAGCCGCGCAGCAGCAGCAGGGCGCGCAAGCGCCGCACAUGGCGGGCGACCGAGACGCGCACAGGCAGGAAGGACGUCAGGGGGGGCGGCAGGGAGGGUUGCAUGGAGAUGGGAAGGAGCAUGCAGGGCGGGGUGAUUCUAACGGGAGUGCUUCUAAAGGGGGGGAGAAGGGGCUUGGGACUUCUGAGGAUAGAAGGGGAGGCGAGGGUGGAGAGGGGGAGGAGGAUGAGGGGAGUGAUGAGGGGGAUGGGGGGGGGAGGAGGGGAAGCGGGCGGAGGGGUGGGGGAGGGAGCGGGGGAGGAAGAGGGGGCGGAGGUAACAGGAGGGGAGGGGGAGGCGGAGGGGCGGGAGGGUCGUCUGCAGGGGGGGGGCGGGGAGGGGGAAGCAGAGGACAGGGGGGGAGAGGAGGAGGAAGUGGUGGAGGGGGGAGAGGAGGCGGGUGGAGGGGAGGAGGGGGGAGAAGGGGGGGAGGGAGUAGGUCGGCGGAUGGGGGAACAGCACCAGGGGCGUCGGGGGAAGAGGAAGAGCAGUGGGACGAGUGUGGAGGUGAUGGGGAGGGGCAGGAAGGGGAGUGGGGGACUGGGGGGGAGAUGGCAGCGGAGGUCGAGGAGAGGGAGCGCACGGACGGGGGCGCUGAUGGGCAGAAGCAGGGGGAAACAGGUGGCGGCGCAGCGGGUGGAGGGGAGAGGGAAGAGGGAGAAGAGCGGGAGGAGAGGGGGGCAGGUGGGAGUGAAGGGCAUGAGAGGCAGAGGCACGAGCGUGAGGAGCCGAGGGAGGAGGGGCACAGGGAGGAAGCGGAGAGGGAGGAAGCGGAGAGGGAGGGUGAGGAGCCAUUUUUGCGAGAGCAGGAAUGUGCCGAGGGAAUCGGUUCGGGAAACGGGGGAGGUGGAGAGAGCGAGGAUGCGGAGUCGGGAGUUGUGAGGGAAGAAGUGGUGGGACGAGGGCAGGUGGUGGAGGAGGGCAGUGCGAGGGAGGGCGUAGACGAGGAGGGGGAAAUAGAUGAGAAGGGGGCGGAGAGAGGCGAGAAGAGGGACGGACGAGAAGGCGAGGAGCAAGAGGAAGGGGGAGAAAGGGAGCAAGGGGAGAACAGAGCGGAGGCAGAGCAAAGAAGGAGCGGGAACGAGGGAGGGGAAGGGAGUGAGGGAUGGGAAGGGAAGGAGAGACAGGGUGGGAAGGACAAGGGAGAAAGGGCGCAGGAGAGGGAAGGAGAGUAUGCGGCAGGGACAACAGGCAGCAGCAUGUAUGGUGGCGUGAGUGGUAGUGCGAGUGCAGCUGCGAGCGGCAUGUGUGAGGAGGAUGAGGCAGGUGCUGUGAGGAGCGGAGGCGCACAUGUGGCCUUGGCUUCUGCUGCUUCUCUCCCAGAGGCUGCUGCUGCUGCCACUCCGCCUGCUGCUUCUCCUGCUGCUCCUGCUUCUGCUCCCGUUGCUGCUCCCGUUGCUGCUCCUGUUCCUGCUGCUGUUGCUGUUGCUCCUGCUGCUCCUGCUCCUGCUCCUGCUCUUGCUGCUCCUGCUGCUGCAGUGCUAGCAGCAUCUGCAGCAGCCCCUGCUGCCAUGGCCAUCGGUGGAAGCACCGUGAGUGGUGGGGCGGGGGGCUUGCAGCAGAGCAGUGCAGAGAGCGGCACACAGUGCGCUCCUGCUGAGCCUGAGGCGCGUGAGGAGCAGCAUGCAGGCACAGCACCAGCGACAGCACCAGCGACAGCACCGCACACGCACACACUCGUACGAGCAGCGGACUGGCGUCCCCCCACCAGCCUGGAAUCUCCUUCCGUCCUUCCAGCAGCACCCACUGCUGCUGCCGUCCCUCCUCCUGCUGCCAUCGUGUCACUCUCCCCUGCUGCCUCCCCUCCCACCGCCAACCCUCCAUGCACCCCUGAACCUCCAUGCCACUCCACCUCUCCCUGGCCCCCCCCACCCGCGACUCUCGUCCCUGUGGACGCGUCUCAGCACCUCACUCUCUCCCCCGCUGCAAGCACGGCACCUGGCGCCCCUCCCUCCCCUGCCGUGCCACCGGCUGCCCUUCCAGACAGCAUUCCAGAAGCAGAGAAGGGCAUUCUAGGGCGGGGCCACGGGCCCCCUCUGCCCCUUCCACUGCCUCUUCCCCUGCCCCUUCCGGUCACGGGCCCGCUGCAGUACGGGCCUGGGAAUUGGCACGGGGUUGCGCCUGAUGCUGCAUGGCUGAGCAUGCCUGCUGGCAUGCCCAUGCUGGGAGGGGACGCCAUGCCCAUGCAUGCGCCCAGUCCAGCCAUGGGGUUGGGCAUGGAGGCGGGAAUGGGGAUGGGUAGGGAGGCAUGCAAGGGUGUGCGUGUGGGCAUGGACAUGGGAACGGAGGGGCUCAAGGAGAUCGGCCUGCAGUCCGUCCAGUACCAGCGUGACACGUGGCGCACCAUGAAUGGCAGCACGCAGCUGGCCCUGGAGGAGCUCAUGCGAGAUGGCAGCAGCAGCGGCGGCAGUAUCUGGGGCGGGCAGAGUGUGCAGGUGGGAGGCGAUGCGAGGACAGGCACGGAGACCCACAUGGCUGGCUUGGCAGCUGACGCCAGAGGCUAUGCCACCACUGCUGCCGCUGCUGCUGCUGCUGCAACAAUGUGUGCUGCCAGCAGUUGCAAGAGUGCUGACGGUGCUGCCAGCCCGACAGAUGCGAAUGAUGCUUCCACUGCUGGGGAUGCUGACACUGGCGCCACUGCCAGGUUUGCGGGUGAUGUCACUGCCACUGCUGCAGCACCUUCCGCACAAGACACCGGAGGAGAGGUGAGCGAGGCAGGGCAAACUGCUGCUGCUGGUGCUGGUGCUGCUGGUGGUGGUGCGGAGAGCACAGCUGGUGGUGCGAUAGGCAAGGAGGAGCCGGGGCAGCAGAUGCGUGAGGAGAGAAGCUUGCCUGAUACCAGUGCUUGCGCUGCUGCUGCUGCUGCUGCUGGUACCUUGGGUGGCAGCGGGGAUGGCAUGGAUAAGUCUGGAGCGAGUGACUUGCACCGUCAGCACCAGGAAACGCAGGGGGUGUAUGAAGAGGAAGAGGAGGAAUUCGAGGAGGAGGAUGAGGAGGUGGAGGCACUGCAGCCGCGGGCUCUGCCAGUAUAUGGCGAACCUGACUUCUCCCAGCCACACCCCCUCGAUGGUCUCGAGUACUUGCGCCGAGUCAGGUGGGAAAGGGAACGCGUGCCAAAAGUGGUGGUCGCAGCAGCCAAUGACAAGGCGCCACCUGGCAGCAACGCCAACAGCAGCAGCAGCAACAGCAACAGCAACAGCACCAGCAGCAGCAGUGAGCCCGUGGUCUUGGCUGCGCGCUACCUGCCUCGAGUGGCCGCUGUGCCUGCAUGCCCUGCGCUGCUGCUGCCCUCCCACGAGUGGCGCUUCUUCCUGCAGGCUGCCUUCGGCUACCUGCGCCAGAGCCUGGAAGGCGUCGACGAAUCGCGUGUCGCCAUGUGUCACGGCAUGCCCAUCCCGUCCCACCGUGACCUGCACGCGUGGCACUCCUACUGCUUUGGGCGGGGCUUGCCGUCCAGUGGGGCAGAGGAGGGAGAGGGGGGCGGGGUGGGUAGAGUUAAGGCGAAGAGGCGAGCGGGAAGGAAGGAUGGUGGCACGGCGGAGGGAGGAGAUGCGUGCAGCGAGGCAAGCCAGGGAGAGGGGAGCCAAGGGGAGAGGAGUCUGGCGGGAGGAGAAGCGGAUGGGGAGGAUGAGGAGAGGGAUGUGGUGGGGGAGGAGGAGGGGAGUCAGUGGGAAGAGGUGGUGGGGGGCGAAGGAGGAGAGGAGGAGAUGGGUGUUGAAAGAAGGGAGAGUGUAGAGGAGGAUGCAGGGGAGGGGGGGGCGGAGGAGGGAGGUUGGGAUGGUAGUGAUGUGGUAGCAGAGGACGAAUGGACGGAGGGGCUGGGUGAGACGAAAAGUGAGAAUGUGGAGAAGGGUGAAGUGGAGGAGCAUGAAGGGGGAGUUGAAGAGGAGGCAAAAGGUGCGAGUGUGAGAAAUGGUGGGGGGGAGGCAAGGGUGGUGAGUGUGAGGGAGGAGUCAGGUGGUGAUGCUGCAACCAGCGUUCAUGGUGGUCUUACUGAUGCUGCCACGCCUCCCGCUGUUUGCUGCUCCACACCUGGCAUUGAAUGUGCCACUCCUUGUGACAGUGCACCUGGCGAGGGUGAGAGAGAGCGGGAAAACCAGGAAGAGGGAGGAAGGGAGGGCGAGUGGCGAGGAGAGGGAAAGCAGCCCCCCAGAGGCCUUGCGCUGCUGCUGCCGUGUGCGAGAGGGCGCAAGCAUGACCUCACUGAAGGCCGCUCGGAAGGGCUGACUGACACGGGGCUGCGUGGCCAGCACGAGGUCCCAGAAGGAACGUCUGGCGCAGAGGAGCUGUGUGUGGCGGGCUGCAGUGGCAGGGAGGGGUGCAGCACAGGGCAGGAGGCACUGAAAGGCGCAGGGGAGGGUGAGGGGGGAGGAGCGGAAGGGGAGAAGGAGAAAGGAAUGCAGGGAAUGAGGGAGGAUGGGGAGAGGGUGGUUGCAGGAGGGGUGGUAGCAGAGGACGUUGGUGUGAAGGAUGUGAUGGGAGGGGGCGCUGCAGGUGGGAGGUGCGAUGGAUCCAGUGAAGAUACGGGGUUGACACCCGAUGCUGAUGCUGCCAGUGUUGGUGCUGUAGCCGCUGAUGCUACAGCCGCUCAUGCUACAGCCGUCGAUGCUACAGCUGCCGAUGCUACAGCUGCCGAUGCUACAGCUGGUGAUGCCACGGCCGCUGACGCUACAGAUGCUGAUGCUACAUUGGCUGAGGCUGAGGAUAACAGUAUGGCUGACGUCAGUGCUGAUUUCAGUGCUGAUGUAGAUGUUGAUUUGGAUGCUGAUGAUGACGUGGACAUGGAAGAUGAACUCGAGGUGGAUGCUGAUGUGGAGGCAGCACUGGAUGAGAUGAUCAACUACUCCGGUCCCCUGCCUCUGUGGCUACCGCCUGAUGAUGAAAGCAGUAACCUAGAACAUGCUGCCGCUGAUGGCUCCCACAUGCAUGCACAUGCACAGCCAUCCAUGCCCGUGCCAUGGCCAUCAGAUGCUGACGUGGCAGCCAUGGAGUGCGUGCUCCCAGGCCUGGCCAAUCAGCUCGCUCCAUUACUCGGCACGGUGCUGCACUGCGACGCUAUUGGCCGAGCCACCAUGCUGCGUGCCCACGUGGACUGGGCCAUGGGCCAAUCAGCAGUGGACACGUGGCGUGGGCUGUGGCUGGUGGCGUGGGCGGCAGGGGUGGAUGAGCCAAUAGAGGCGGAGACUGCAGCAGCGCUGAGGGAGCUGCUAAGGAAGUGCGCUCGGCUGAGGGCUUCAUUACAGUCACAGGAGGAUGAGGGGCUGGCAAUGCUGAAUGUGCUUAUAGAGAUUGCAGGGGGGUACUUCAAGCAGGGGUCCAAGGAGGAGAUGGAGCAGGCUGUAUGGGAAAAGGGAGGUUCUGAAGGGGAAGGAUUGGCAUGGGAAGGAGCGGAUCAGGGAGUGGAGGAAGGGUCUGGUGGAGAGGGCGCACGAAGGGAUCAGUUCAUGUGGUGGAUGCAGGGGUUGUUGAGGUGAGCAAGGAGGUAGAGGCUGUGGUGUAGCUGCCUGUGGUAUAGCUGUUGGGGGGGUGAGGCGAUUGUUGGAUGGUGGUACUGACGUCCUUGUAAGAUGCAGACCAGGAGUGAGUCAUGGCACUUGUCUUUUACCAAACCCAUUGCAAGGAGGCACCAUGUACCAACUGUCAAAUGGGCUAAUCAUGGCGAGGGUGUCAUCGAGUGGCUAAAUUGAAUUCGGACCACUCGAUCUGAAAAAAGUUGCCGUUAGCGAUCAAACAAGCUGAAUUGAAUGCGGUUUGGUGAAGCUUGUUUGUAGAUGAAGUGGAGUGGACGUUGGUUGAAAAUCAAAACCCUUGUACCGUAUGUUCUAAGUUGUUAUGAGUGCGAGGCGAGAGUGACGGCUGGAGAAUUACUGAAUAGCGAGUGCAAGGAAAACCGAAUCUACAGAAUGACGAAGGCACGUGGCUAAAACAGGGCUCGGUCGAAACUAGGGAGUCCCUGCCAUAGGGGUGUGCUGCCUGGAGGAUUGCAAGGGGUCAGCACAUCUACACCACCUGCCACACAUUCGUUUGUUCGAGCCUCGAGUUUGAAACGCCCCUU
This is a messenger RNA of Closterium sp. NIES-67, 7243 nucleotides long. Lineage: Eukaryota; Viridiplantae; Streptophyta; Zygnematophyceae; Desmidiales; Closteriaceae. The record is from the annotation of a GenBank genome assembly.